Culex pipiens pallens (northern house mosquito) is the source of this 1119-nucleotide messenger RNA. Its product is annotated as lipase member H-like. Bases 44 to 1072 code for a protein of 342 amino acids. The record is from RefSeq and is a predicted model, not a curated record. The transcript is spliced from 3 exons. Gene Ontology annotation, molecular function: lipase activity. NCBI's taxonomy places the organism in Eukaryota, Metazoa, Arthropoda, Insecta, Diptera, Culicidae.
UGCUUGACAGUUUGACUAGAGGAACGAUUGAGAACUUACCACCAUGUGGUCACUAUGUGUACUGUUAGCCACCCUGGCGUCAAUGUUUCCUACUGGACACGCCAUUGACUUAUCGAUCUAUUCCACGGAGAGUGCCCUCGCCAGUUUUAUCGACACCUUUUCAUCCGGGCUGGCUGGCAUGGCCGGUAAUCUGAUCCAAACGGUCGUGGACAACCGAACGAUCGAUCAGGAGGUCACUUUUUGGUGCGGUCGGCGAGGGUAUUCGAGUCUCCAGCAGACGUUCGUGGAUGAUAGCGCGAUUGGGAGCAAACUUGACCUUACGAAGUCUGUUGCUAUUAUAACCCAUGGAUGGCAGAGUAAGGCAAACGUUACGUGGGUACAAGAAAUGGCCGGAGCUUACAGCAAGUACGUGGACAGUAAUGUUUGCGUAGUGGACUGGUCCAGAUAUGCCCGGUACGGUUAUGCGAUCGCGGCCAAGCGAAAUACCCGAUUGGUGGGGAAAUAUUUGGCGGUUUUUAUGCAAUUUUUGACUCGGAAUGGGAUUACUCCGUCCAAGAUGACCUUGAUUGGGCACAGCUUGGGGGCCCAUGUCUCGGCGUUUGCUUGUAAGAACUUCAGUGGACAGGUGAAGGAACUGUAUGGAUUAGAUGCAGCGGGGCCACUGUUCACGUUGCCGAUCGACGUUGGAACGAAGAAUAGAAUUGCUUCCACGGAUGCUGGAUACGUUCAGAUGAUUUACACGACCCGUUAUCUGCUGGGAACUGGUGAUCCGAUUGGUCAGGCCAAUUUUUUCCCAAAUGGAGGGUACCACCCGCAACCUUCAUGCUUGCUUCCGAUGUUGACGUAUUCUGAUGCAUAUGUUCCCCUAGCCUGCAGUCACUCUCAUUCUCAUCAGUUGUUCACAUUGUCGUUGAAUCCAGCCUACGUGUACAAAGCAAAGAAGUGUGGAACAUAUCCUACCUAUUUGUUGGGUUUAUGCCUGUUCAACUCCAAUGAUGUAUUGGGGAUCUACUCGAAAAAGUCAUCUGGAAAUUUUUACUUUAAUCAGAAAGUGUUUUAUCCGUUUGUAUAAAAAUAUCAACUUGGAUGAAUUUGAUUGAAAUAAAAUGGUUAACUACA